GGAGAGUCGGGGCGAGGGGAGGGCCUGCCAGGUGAGGCGCGGCCACCCUGGGCCUCUCACUUCCGCCCAGGUGAGGCAGGGCCGACACCUAGCCCGCCCGACCCGGGCUCCCACCUGCUCCUCCAGCGCACCAGGUAUCUUUUAAGAGUGGUUGAAGGGAAGAAUUCAAAAUGCCUGAAAAUCCUGCUACAGAUAAACUGCAGGUCCUGCAGGUACUUGAUCGCCUGAAAAUGAAAUUGCAGGAGAAGGGUGACACUUCGCAGAAUGAGAAGUUAUCUGUGUUUUAUGAGACACUAAAGAGUCCUCUCUUCAACCAGAUACUCACACUUCAGCAGUCCAUCAAGCAACUGAAAGGACAACUCAACCAUAUACCCUCAGAUUGUUCAGCCCACUUUGAUUUUUCUAGGAAAGGUUUGUUAGUGUUCACAGAUGGUUCCAUUGCUAAUGGAAAUGUCCACAGGCCCUCUAAUAACUCCACUGUAUCUGGGUUAUUUCCUUGGACCCCGAAGUUGGGAAAUGAAGACUUUAACUCAGUCAUUCAACAGAUGGCUCAGGGCCGGCAAAUUGAAUAUAUAGAUAUAGAACGGCCUUCAACUGGAGGCCUUGGAUUCAGUGUGGUGGCCCUCAGAAGUCAAAAUAUGGGGAAAGUUGAUAUCUUCGUGAAGGAUGUCCAGCCAGGGAGUGUAGCAGACAGGGAUCAAAGAUUAAAGGAAAAUGAUCAAAUAUUGGCCGUUAAUCACACACCAUUGGAUCAGAACAUUUCCCAUCAGCAAGCAAUUGCAUUAUUACAACAAACCACUGGAUCUUUGCAACUGAUUGUGGCCAGGGAACCAAUCCACACAAAAAGCAGUGCUUCUAGCAGCCUAACUGAUACAACUCUGCCUGAAACAGUUUGCUGGGGCCAUGUUGAAGAGGUUGAGCUCAUUAAUGAUGGCUCCGGACUAGGUUUUGGUAUAGUUGGAGGAAAAACAAGUGGCGUGGUUGUGAGGACUAUAGUUCCUGGAGGAUUAGCAGAUCGAGAUGGAAGACUCCAGACAGGGGACUACAUCUUGAAGAUUGGUGGCACAAAUGUGCAGGGAAUGACCAGCGAGCAAGUUGCACAAGUUCUAAGGAACUGUGGGAAUUCAGUCAGGAUGCUCGUUGCUAGAGAUCCAGCUGGUGACAUUUCAGUCACCCCUCCUGCCCCUGCAGCCUUACCUGUUGCCCUGCCUACUGUAGCCGGCAAAGGCCCUGGUUCUGACAGUUCUCUUUUUGAAACUUACAAUGUUGAGCUCAUGAAAAAAGAUGGGCAGAGUCUUGGAAUUAGAAUUGUUGGCUAUGUUGGAACAUCUCAUACAGGGGAGGCUUCAGGGAUUUAUGUGAAAAGUAUAAUACCUGGCAGUGCUGCGUACCACAAUGGCCACAUUCAAGUGAAUGACAAAAUAGUUGCUGUCGAUGGCGUGAACAUUCAGGGUUUUGCCAACCAAGAUGUUGUUGAAGUAUUACGAAAUGCAGGGCAGGUGGUACACCUAACCCUAGUUCGAAGGAAGACAUCCUCAUCUACUUCUCCACUUGAACCGCUUUCAGCCAGAGGAAUUGUUGUUGAACCACCCAAACCACCAGCUCUCUUUCUAACUGGAGCAGUGGAAACUGAAACUAAUGUGGAUGGUGAACAGGAGGAAAUUAAAGAUAGAAUGGAUAAUUUAAAUGACAACAUACAAGCCUUAGAAAAAUUGGAAAAAACCCCAGACUCUCCAGAAAAUGAGCUGAAAUCCAGAUGGGAAAACCUAUUGGGUCCUGAUUAUGAAGUAAUGGUUGCUACUUUGGACACACAGAUUGCAGAUGAUGCUGAGUUACAGAAAUAUUCAAAGCUGCUGCCUAUUCACACUCUGAGGCUUGGUGUGGAAGUGGAUUCCUUUGAUGGGCACCAUUAUAUUUCUUCAAUUGUUUCUGGUGGUCCUGUUGAUACAUUGGGUCUCCUACAGCCAGAAGAUGAGCUGCUUGAGGUCAAUGGCACACAGCUCUAUGGAAAAUCUCGCCGAGAAGCAGUCUCCUUUCUUAAAGAAGUGCCACCCCCUUUUACUUUGGUUUGCUGUCGGAGGUUGUUUGAUGAUGAGGCUUCUGUAGAUGAACCAAGGCACACUGAAACCUCUCUUCCUGAGAUGGAGAUUGACCGCGAUAUGGAUGUCAAUGCUGAAGAAGAUGAUGAUGGGGAAUUAGCACUGUGGUCCCCUGAAGUCAAGAUUGUUGAACUAGUAAAAGAUUGUAAAGGUUUGGGAUUCAGCAUUUUGGAUUACCAGGACCCUUUAGAUCCUACAAGAUCAGUGAUUGUGAUCCGCUCCCUGGUAGCAGAUGGUGUAGCAGAAAGAAGUGGGGGACUAUUACCUGGAGACCGCCUGGUAUCUGUCAAUGAAUACUGUUUGGACAACACCUCACUUGCUGAGGCUGUGGAAAUACUGAAAGCUGUGCCGCCAGGCAUAGUACGCCUUGGCAUCUGUAAGCCGUUGGUGGAAGAUAAUAAAGAAGAAGAAAGUUGUUAUAUUUUACAUUCAAGCAGUAAUGAAGACAAGACUGAACUUUCAGGAACAAUUCAUGAUAUAAAUUCAUCUUUAAUACUCGAAGCUCCCAAGGGAUUUAGAGAUGAACCAUAUUUUAAAGAAGAACUUGUGGAUGAACCAUUUCUAGAUCUGGGAAAGUCUUUCCAUUCCCAACAAAAAGAGAUAGAGCAAAGCAAGGAAACCUGGGAGAUGCAUGAAUUUCUGACUCCUAGAUUGCAGGAAAUGGAUGAAGAAAGAGAAAUGCUUGUUGAUGAAGAAUAUGAGUUAUAUCAAGAUCCCUCUCAGUCCAUGGAGUUGUAUCCCUUGUCACACAUUCAAGAGGCCACUCCUGUGCCCUCCAUGAAGGAACUUCACUUUGGUACACAGUGGUUGCAUGGUAAUGAACCAUCCGACUCUCAAGAGCCAAGAUCCGGGAGGAGUAUCUAUUCCCAGGAGGCACAGCCAUAUGGCUAUUGCCCUGAAAAUGUGAUGAAAGAAAAUUUUGUCAUGGAGUCCCUACCAUCUGUACCAUCAACUGAAGGAAACAGUCAACAAUGCAGAUUUGAUGACCUGGAAAAUCUUAAUUCAUUAGCAAAAAGUAGUCUGGAUUUAGGCAUGAUCCCGGAUGAUGCCCAAGGUCCUAGCUUGCUCAUUGACCUUCCUGUUGUGGCUCAAAGUAGGGAGCAAGAAGAUUUGCCUUUAUAUCAACACCAAGCGACGCGAGUUAUUUCCAAGGCCUCAGCAUACACAGGAAUGUUGUCUUCUAGAUAUGCCACUGAUACAUGUGAGUUACCUGAGAGAGAAGAGGGCGAAGGAGAAGAAACUCCAAAUUUUAGCCACUGGGGUCCACCGAGAAUUGUUGAGAUUUUUAGAGAACCCAAUGUGUCUCUUGGAAUCAGUAUUGUUGGUGGACAAACUGUUAUAAAACGUCUAAAGAAUGGAGAGGAACUUAAAGGUAUAUUCAUCAAACAAGUUUUAGAAGACAGUCCAGCAGGGAAAACAAACGCACUUAAAACUGGAGAUAAAAUACUUGAGGUGUCUGGAGUAGAUUUGCAGAAUGCCUCACACAGCGAAGCAGUUGAGGCCAUUAAGAAUGCAGGAAACCCUGUGGUGUUCGUUGUUCAGAGCUUGUCAUCCACUCCACGAGUCAUUCCUAAUGUACAUAACAAGGCCAACAAAAUCACCAGUAACCAGAACCAGGACACCCAAGAAAAGAAAGAAAAGAGGCAAGGAACUGCCCCACCGCCAAUGAAACUCCCUCCUCCUUAUAAAGCUCGGUCUGAUGACAGUGAUGAAAAUGAAGAAGAAGAUGCCUUUACCCACCAAAAAAUCAGACAAAGAUAUGCAGAUCUGCCUGGAGAACUGCACAUUAUUGAACUUGAAAAAGAUAAGAAUGGACUUGGACUCAGCCUUGCUGGUAAUAAAGACCGAUCACGCAUGAGCAUAUUUGUGGUGGGAAUUAACCCGGAAGGACCUGCUGCCACAGAUGGACGAAUGCGUAUUGGAGAUGAACUCUUAGAGAUAAACAAUCAGAUUCUGUAUGGAAGAAGUCACCAAAAUGCAUCUGCCAUUAUUAAGACCGCCCCAUCAAAGGUCAAGCUGGUUUUCAUCAGAAACGAGGAUGCAGUCAAUCAGAUGGCCGUUCCUCCCUUUCCAGUGCCAUCAAGUUCUCCAUCUUCUAUUGAGGAUCAGAGCGGCACUGAACCUGUUAGUAGUGAGGAAGAUGGCAGCCUCGAAGUUGGUAUUAAACAAUUGCCUGAAAGUGAAAGCUUCAAACUGGAAGACAUGUCGCAGGUGAUUGGCCAGGGCAUGGUAGCAGAUCAGCAGAAGGCACUGGAAUACCCACCUGACAAUGUACACAACUUGUACUUCAGGUUUUGCUCUACUGGAGUAGCAUGUGUUAUAGACUGGGUUCCAAAAGAAAAGGAGGCUGUCAGCCAGAUGAAACAGCAAAAAUAUCCAACAAAAGUCUCCUUCAGUUCACAAGAGAUACCGUUAGCACCAGAUUCAUCGUACCAUUCAACAGACACAGACUUCAUAGGCUAUGGUGGUUUCCAGGCUCCUCUGUCAGUGGACCCCGCAACGUGCCCCAUUAUCCCUGGACAGGAAAUGAUUAUAGAAAUAUCCAAGGGACGUUCAGGGCUUGGUCUCAGCAUUGUGGGAGGAAAAGACACACCGUUGAAUGCUAUAGUUAUCCAUGAAGUCUAUGAAGAAGGGGCAGCAGCCAGAGAUGGAAGACUUUGGGCUGGUGACCAGAUAUUAGAGGUUAAUGGGGUUGACCUGAGGAACUCCAGCCAUGAAGAAGCCAUCACAGCCCUGAGGCAGACCCCCCAGAAGGUGCGGCUGGUGGUGUACAGAGAUGAGGCACACUACCGGGAUGAGGAGAACUUGGAGAUGUUCCCUGUGGAUCUGCAGAAGAAAACUGGCCGGGGCCUGGGCCUGAGCAUUGUUGGGAAACGAAAUGGAAGCGGAGUGUUUAUUUCUGACAUCGUGAAAGGCGGAGCCGCAGACCUGGAUGGGAGAUUGAUUCAGGGAGAUCAGAUCUUAUCUGUGAAUGGGGAGGACAUGAGAAAUGCCUCACAGGAGACAGUGGCCACCAUCCUAAAGUGUGCACAGGGGCUUGUGCAGCUAGAGAUUGGAAGACUCCGAGCUGGUUCCUGGACCUCCGCAAGGAAGACAUCACAGAACAGUCAGGGCAGUCAACAGAGCGCACACAGCAGCUGUCGUCCCUCCUUCACUCCUGUCAUCACUGGCCUGCAAAACCUGGUUGGCACAAAAAGAGUUUCAGAUCCUUCCCAGAAAAAUUCAGGCACAGAUAUGGAACCAAGGACUGUUGAGAUAAACAGGGAGCUCAGUGAUGCCCUUGGAAUCAGUAUUGCUGGAGGAAGAGGAAGUCCCUUAGGAGAUAUCCCUAUAUUUAUUGCCAUGAUUCAGGCCAGUGGAGUGGCUGCACGGACACAGAAGCUUAAAGUUGGGGAUCGGAUUGUCAGCAUUAACGGGCAACCUUUGGAUGGGCUGUCUCACGCGGAUGUGGUUAAUCUGCUGAAGAACGCCUUCGGGCGCAUUAUCCUGCAGGUUGUAGCAGAUACCAACAUAAGUGCCAUAGCAGCUCAGCUUGAAAACAUGUCUACAGGCUACCACCUUGGUUCACCCACUGCUGAACACCAUCCAGAAGACACAGAAACACCUCCACCUAAGAUUAUUGCUUUGGAGAAAGGCUCUGCAGGAUUGGGGUUUAGUAUUGUAGGGGGUUAUGGAAGUCCCCAUGGAGACCUGCCAAUUUAUGUCAAGACUAUAUUUGCAAAGGGAGCCGCUGCAGAUGACGGCCGAUUAAAACGAGGGGAUCAGAUUUUAGCUGUUAAUGGCGAGAGCCUGGAAGGUGUUACUCACGAGCAAGCGGUAACCAUUCUCAAACACCAGAGAGGGACUGUAACCUUAACUGUGCUGUCGUGAGCCUCGGGCCUGGUCACAAGAUAGAUGUUGUUGUUUAGAAUAUCCACAGGCAAAUGAAGUUCUGAGUGGGUAUGAAAAGCACCCUCAACUAAAAUGCACCUUCAUUCUUAUUUCUUGUCCUCUCUGCUCAGGAGAAAUGGCUAAGGUUUCAUGUGAAUUUCCCAAAUCAAUCAUCAUCUCCUAAUGUUUCCCAGUUCCUGUCACCUGUUGGUGAGGUUGAUUUCUAAAACUGAAAUGAGUCUAUCUGUUUUGCAUUUAAUUUCAGUGUUCUGAUUUCUUUUUUUUUUUUUUUUUUGAGACUGAGUCUCUGUCACCCAGACUGGAGUGCAGUGGCGCCAUCUUGGCUCACUGCAACCUCUGCCUCCCAGGUUGGAGCAAUUCUCCUGCCUCAGCCUCCCGAGUAGCUGGGAUUACAGGCAUGCAUCACCAUGCAGGGCUUAUUUUUGUAUUUUUAGUAGAGACAGAGUUUCCCCAUAUGGGCCAGGCUGGUCUUGAACUCCUGACCUCAGGUGAUCUGCCUGCCUUGGCCUCCCAAAGUGCUGGGAUUCCAGGUGUGAGCCACCGCGCCCAGCCCAAUAUUCUGAUUUUAACCAGUUGGUUCUGAUUAUAUUUGCCAAACCUGGAGUUAACCUCUCUUUCCUUAUGCUCUUCUCUCCCUAUCCCCUACUCAUACCGAGGCUUAACAGCAACCUCAGAUCUCACCCAAUGGACAGAAACAAAUGUUAAGCAACUUGUCAUCUCACUCCUGAUUUACUUAUGCUAAUUGUCUCUUCAAGCAAGCAAGAAAACAUUAGCAGUGUAAUUAAAUUACCAGUGAUACCCAAGAUGAAAUACCAGAUUCUCCUAUGGGAAAUUACUGUGCUGUCUUCUGUAUGACUUAUAGUCAAAUAAGUCUCAAAUUCAUUUCUCUGGAUAGAUCUUUAUAUGCUAGUCAUUGGUGAUUUUGAUGAGUCAAUUUACAGACUGUAAUCUUCUAAAAAUUCUGAAAGACUAAUUGUUUUCUGCGUCAUCUAAAUGCAUACCACUGAGCAACUGAAUCUUAUUCUCAACAGGAACAACUAGCAUACAUGUUCUGAAUUCUAACAAUGCUAAAUUAAAUUCAAAUCCAGGAAGAUCACCUGGAAUUAAUGGCAUUUCAGUAGGCAGGCAUCAUUCCCACCCCUCGGUCUUAGGAAAAGGAGGUAGAAGCCCCAGAACCACACUGCAGAGAUAAGCAAGUUUUGUCUCAAGUCAAACAAGGUCUGGGUGGCCUUGGCCUUGUACAAAGUAGGGAGACAUAUUUGAUUAUCUUUCCCUUCACCUCCGUAGCAGUCAGUCCAGCAGCACAGACUACAGGAACCUAAAUGGAGCAACAUACUUAGCUGCAAAGUGAGCAAAUGAAUUGAGCCUAGGAAUCUGUGAUGAAAAUGCAUGGCUGAAGUUUCCUGAUCUCCAAGGAGACUCCCAUUUGCUGAAGUUUUGCAUGCUAAGAAAGCAGCUACAGCAGAAAAUACAAGAAUACUUUUAAGUCGAUUAUUGGCAAUCUUACUCAUAUAUUAGCAAGAAAAAGGGAGAGAUGCUUACUGGUGGAUGCUAUAGAGUCCUCUGUUUUUAAAAGUACCAUGGCCAGGUACAGUGACUCACACCUGUAAUCCCAGCACUUUGGGAAGCCAAGGCAGGUGGAUCAUGAGGUCAGGAGUUUGAGACCAGCCAGGCCAACAUGGUGAAACCCUGUCUGUACUAAAAAUACAAAAAUUAGCCGGGUGUAGUGGCAGGCGCCUGUAAUCCCAACUACUCAGGAAGUUGAGGCAGGAAAAUUGCUUGAACCUGGGAGGUGGAGGUUGCAGUGAGCCAAGUUCGUGCCACUGCACUCCAGCCUGGGUAACAGAGCAAGACUCUGUCUCAAAAAAAAAAAAAAAGAAAAGAAAAAAAAAAAAACAUGAAGGAUGAGUACUAGAGUCAGUAAUAGAAGUAGUUCAGCAUUAUUUAACUACAACACAAUGCUGCAAAUAUUUCACAGUAAUUGUCAAAGUUUAACGGGCUCUAAUUUAAAAUGUUAUUUAAUAAGUAUAGAUUUUAAUUGAGAAUUAUCUUUGAGUAGAUGUAAUCACAAAGUGCAUUAACUCUUAUUGGAAUAUUUUAUGGCUAUUCCAAAGUAUAGAGUGCCUAAAUUUUGUGUUGAAAACGUCUUUCAUGACGAUAUUGAGUUUUCUGAAAUUACACACGGCUUUUAAAAUUUCUAAUGUAUCCAAGAUGUGCAAUGUUGUUAGGAUCUCAUUUUUCAAUGCAUGAAAAGCCACCAACCUCAGAACAUUUUGUGUUAAUUAUACCUGCAAGAACACCUCAGGCAAGCCACGAAGAAAUGAAACCCAAAUGAAACUUGAAAAUGCACCUUAAAAAUAUAUAUACAUAUAAUAGUUUUGAAACGGGAUUCUGCUUUAUUUUGAUGGAAUGGCCAUUAAAUACACAUUUUGAGAUAAUA
Molecule: messenger RNA, 8430 nt
Organism: Chlorocebus sabaeus (green monkey)
Lineage: Eukaryota; Metazoa; Chordata; Mammalia; Primates; Cercopithecidae
Source: RefSeq, a predicted model, not a curated record